Colletotrichum higginsianum IMI 349063 is the source of this 1512-nucleotide messenger RNA. Its product is annotated as ATP synthase F0. The transcript is spliced from 6 exons. Gene Ontology annotation, cellular component: membrane. NCBI's taxonomy places the organism in Eukaryota, Fungi, Ascomycota, Sordariomycetes, Glomerellales, Glomerellaceae. Gene Ontology annotation, molecular function: transmembrane transporter activity. The coding region runs from base 1 to 1512 and encodes 503 amino acids. Gene Ontology annotation, biological process: transmembrane transport. The record is from RefSeq and is a predicted model, not a curated record.
AUGGCGCCAACCCACUACACUGACCAUGAUGGUGACGUUGAGGGGAGGAGAAACCCCGAUGAGGAGACGCCUCUGUUGGCCCACGACCUGCCGCCAACCCUCGCCCCAAGCAGAGCCUACCAGAUCAAGGUCAUUGUCCUGGCAAUGUCAUUCAUCCUCCUUCUUGAAAUCGGUGCCUAUCUCCAGAUCCCACCAUCCUACCAGCUCAUGGAGGAUAUCAUUUGCCGCAAACACUACCCCGACCACAUCAUCUCGCAAAAAGACGAAGAUAAUGUCUGCAAGACGGCGCUAAUCCAGGGAGAGCUGGCGAUGAUCAAGGGCUGGCAAGCCUCGUUCGAUUGCGUGGCGCCGCUGUUAACGGCCAUCCCAUACGGCGUCAUUGCCGACAAGUAUGGCCGCCGGCCAGUGUUAUCUUUAGCCAUGCUGGGCAUCACACUGGAGUUUCUGUGGAUGCUGCAACCGCUCUUAUGGCCCGGCGUCCUUCCCCUCUGGACCGUGUGGUUCGGAGCUGCUUUCCAGUUUAUCGGUGGGGGUACGGGAAUGGUCCAAGCCAUGACAUGGACCAUGAUAUCCGACGUGGUCCCCAUAUCUAGCCUGACGGCUGUUUACUACAAGAUCGGAGCAAUCGUGCUCGGGGGAGAGCUCCUCGUCGCCCCCCUCAGCGCCUAUCUGCUGAGCAAGAACCCCUGGCUCCCUCUCACCAUCGGCAUGGUUCUCUUAAUUCUCGGAACGUGUCUACCUCCCUUCAUUCCCGAGACGCUUGAGCUGCGGCGGGCCGCCGACGAGGAGGUCGAGCAAACGCUUCACCGGUCCGAAGAUGGCGCCAAUGGCAAGCGAACACUCAAGGAGCAGAUCGUCUUUGCGGUGAAAAACGACAUGGGCCAUGUCUACAACUUUCUCAUCAGAUCCCGCAGGGUCAUUGGUCUGGUGGCAGGGUUCAACCUGACGAUUGUCGUCAAGUACGUCAAGACGGAUAUCAUGGCGCAGUACGUCCACAACCUGUUUGGUUGGUCUUGGGCAAAGGCAACCCUUCUUGGUACGGUAUCGACUGUCACCAACAUGAUCAUGCUGCUCGCCGUCCUCCCGGCGGUGGGCUGGUACAUCACCAAGCGGACGGGCGUGCAUCCACUGAUCCGCGACCUGUGGCUCGUCCGGUUGACGGGUAUUCUCCUGACCCUCGGCUGCUUCAUGGUUGCCAUUGCCUUUGCUCCAUGGUUCCUUAUCGCCGCCCUUAUCAUCUUCUCGACUGGCACUGUCUACACCAACAUUUGUCGAGCAGUGCUUAACGCCGUCGUGGAGCCGCACACGAUUGGCACGCUCAACACAGCCAUCAGCUGGGUGGAACAGAUGAGCCUCCUCGUCUCGGCGCCCAUCAUCUCGGGCUUGCUGAAAGCCGGGAACGCAGCGGGCGGCGUGUGGAUCGGGUUGCCGUACAUGGCGGCGACGCUCAUGGCGAUUGGCGGCACCGUUAUUGCCUUUGCCUACCGCUUACCUGGGGAUAAGAUCCUUUAG